Antrostomus carolinensis (chuck-will's-widow) is the source of this 2015-nucleotide messenger RNA. Its product is annotated as thioredoxin reductase 1, cytoplasmic. NCBI's taxonomy places the organism in Eukaryota, Metazoa, Chordata, Aves, Caprimulgiformes, Caprimulgidae. Gene Ontology annotation, biological process: glutathione metabolic process; cell redox homeostasis; cellular response to oxidative stress. The record is from RefSeq and is a predicted model, not a curated record. Gene Ontology annotation, cellular component: cytosol; mitochondrion. The coding region runs from base 208 to 1701 and encodes 497 amino acids. Gene Ontology annotation, molecular function: flavin adenine dinucleotide binding; glutathione-disulfide reductase (NADPH) activity; thioredoxin-disulfide reductase (NADPH) activity. The transcript is spliced from 14 exons.
GCGCAGCCUUCAUAAAGGACGUCUCUCCAGACACUACAUUUCUUUGUGCUUUAUUUCACAGAGGGAGCACAGGAGCUGCACCAAGGGCAGUGCGAAGUAGCGGCAGAAACGUCACAGCCAGUUGUUUUUGUACAGGAGAAGGAAACAGGAGAGCAUGAGAAAACUUUAAAGGCACAUAAGGAAGGCAAGCCUCAGAAACUGCUGGAUAUGAACGGGCAUACACUGGUGCCGCAUUCCUACGACUAUGAUCUCAUUGUCAUUGGUGGGGGCUCAGGUGGUCUGGCAGCUGCCAAGGAGGCUGCCAAAUAUGACAAGAAAGUGAUGGUGCUGGACUUUGUCACGCCUACACCUCUGGGAAACUCAUGGGGUCUUGGAGGAACAUGUGUAAAUGUGGGCUGUAUACCUAAAAAACUGAUGCACCAGGCAGCUCUCCUGGGACAAGCCUUGCAAGAUUCACGCAAAUUUGGAUGGCAGUUUACAGAAGAAGUCAAACACAGCUGGAUGACUAUGACAGAAUCUGUUCAGAAUUACAUUGGUUCGCUGAACUGGGGCUAUCGGGUUGCACUGAGGGAGAAGAAAGUCACCUAUGAGAAUGCAUAUGGAGAAUUUGUUGGGCCACACACAGUUAAGGCAACAAAUAAAAGAGGAGCUGAGAAGCUGUACACGGCUGAGAGGUUUCUCAUUGCCACUGGUGAACGACCACGCUACCUGGGUAUACCUGGAGACAAGGAAUACUGCAUUAGCAGUGAUGAUCUUUUCUCUCUGCCUUACUGUCCAGGGAAAACCCUGGUGGUUGGAGCUUCCUAUGUUGCUUUGGAAUGUGCAGGAUUUCUUGCAGGUCUUGGAUUAGAUGUCACUGUAAUGGUGAGAUCCAUCCUCUUAAGAGGAUUUGACCAGGAUAUGGCAAACAAAAUUGGCAAUUAUAUGGAAGAACAUGGAAUCAACUUUAUUAGGGAGUUUGUGCCAAUCAAGGUUGAGCAGAUUGAGGAAGGAACUCCUGGAAGAUUGAAAGUUACAGCCAAGUCCACAAAGGAGAACCAAAUAAUUGAAGGGGAAUACAAUACAGUGUUGCUAGCAAUCGGGAGAGAUGCAUGCACAAGAAACAUUGGUUUAGACAAAGUUGGUGUGAAGAUCAAUGAAAAAACAGGAAAAAUUCCUGUCAACGAUGAGGAGCAAACAAACGUUCCAUAUAUCUAUGCUAUUGGAGAUAUACUGCAGGACAAGCCGGAACUCACUCCAGUGGCAAUCCAGGCAGCAAGAUUGUUAGUUCAAAGGCUUUAUGCUGGGGCAACCAGUAAGUGUGAUUAUGUGAAUGUUCCAACCACUGUAUUCACUCCUUUGGAGUAUGGAGCCUGUGGGUAUUCUGAAGAGUCUGCAGUGGAGAAGUUUGGGGAGGAAAACAUUGAGGUGUACCAUAGUCAUUUCUGGCCGCUGGAAUGGACUGUGCCAUCCAGAGACAACAACAAAUGCUAUGCGAAGAUAAUUUGCAAUAUUCAAGAUAAUGAGAGAGUCAUUGGUUUCCAUGUCCUUGGUCCAAAUGCUGGAGAAGUCACCCAAGGGUUUGCAGCUGCUAUGAAGUGUGGGAUGACAAAAGAACAGCUGGACAGCACCAUAGGAAUUCAUCCCGUCUGUGCAGAGGUAUUCACCACUCUGUCCGUGACUAAGCGUUCUGGUGAAAGUACCCUUCAGGCUGGAUGCUGAGGUUAAAGACCCCCAUUCUUGUUAUUGCCAGAGACUGACUUUCAUUGCAGUGGCCGACUUGUGCAAUUCAGAAGAAAAGUUUGAGGAGAAGUCAUCCUCAGAUGUCUGCAGAAAUGUGUAGAUCUUAACCAGGGCAUUCCAUCAUCCUAAGGAGAAGAGGACUAUGGGAGGUGGUCACUUGCGGUGAUUGGCUGGCAAUUAGCAAUGCAAUGGGAAUAUUGACUAUCGAGCCGAUGCUUAGCAGGGCAUUUAAUGAAUGCUUUCAUGAAAUCAUAGCCUGAAGCCUGCACUGGUGGGCAGUGAUGGAAGAACUG